Argentina anserina (silverweed cinquefoil) is the source of this 558-nucleotide messenger RNA. Its product is annotated as protein OXIDATIVE STRESS 3 LIKE 1-like. Lineage: Eukaryota; Viridiplantae; Streptophyta; Magnoliopsida; Rosales; Rosaceae. The coding region runs from base 1 to 558 and encodes 185 amino acids. The transcript has a single exon. The record is from RefSeq and is a predicted model, not a curated record.
AUGUCUAUUGCUUUGGAUAGUGGGAAUUAUAUGAUCAAACGGUCCAGGAGAUUCAUCCAUGGGAUAUCGUCGCUCUACACAAAAGGCUUUGAUCAGGAUCAUCGUUUGGAGUUAGAGGAGGACUCUAGCAGCUCGAGCUCGUCGUCAGUUGGUAAUGACAGUGAUGAUGAGCCUAAUGGGUCCUCCGAGGGUGAGGAGGCUGAGGUUCAGAGCUCGUUUAAAGCGCCUUUGGACACCAUGGACCAGCUUGAGGAGGUUUUUCCUGUCAAGAGAGGACUAUCUGAGUUCUACGAUGGUAGAUCAAAGACCUUCACGAACCUAGCAGACGCGUCAUCAUUGUCUACUGUUAAGGAGCUUGCGAAGCCGGACAAUCCUUAUAAUAAAAAGCGCAAGAAUCUGUUGACCGAUGGUUAUUAUUUCCGGGAUCUGAAGAUUAAUGGUGGUGGCAUAAGGAGAUCAGCUAGCUUUGGUCGUCCUCCUCUACAUCCCUACCGUAGGAGGGAACCUGGUAAUGGAUCAUCUGAUCUACAAGGUGAGGUUGCAUCAAUGCCUAAUUAA